GUUGGGCCGGCCGGAUCUCAGUUUGGGCUGUUGGCGUGCUUGUUCGUCGAAGUGAUAAACGUGUGGCCGAUGCUGCGACACCCGCAGACGGCGCUGUACAAGCUCUGCGCCGUGACCAUAGGGAUGUUCCUGCUCGGGCUCCUGCCCUGGGUCGACAACUACGCCCACGUGUUCGGGUUCGUUUUCGGGUUCCUCUUAUCCUAUGCCCUGUUGCCGUUCGUGUCCUUUGGGCCGUACGACCAGCGCCGAAAGAUCCUGCUCGUCUGGGUGUUCCUCGUUGCCGUCUGUCUCCUUUUCGCCAUCCUCAUCAUCCUCUUCUACAUCACGCCGUUCUACGAAUGCGAAAUCUGCAAAUAUCUCACGUGCAUUCCCCUCGUCGACGACUUCUGCGCCGACCAGAACAUCAACUUUGACAAGAAGCCGUUUUGGUCCAUAUAA
Molecule: messenger RNA, 438 nt
Organism: Notodromas monacha
Lineage: Eukaryota; Metazoa; Arthropoda; Ostracoda; Podocopida; Cyprididae
Source: the annotation of a GenBank genome assembly